This is a messenger RNA of Toxotes jaculatrix (banded archerfish), 2142 nucleotides long. It is a transcript of the gene cplx2a, whose product is annotated as complexin 2, like. Gene Ontology annotation, cellular component: SNARE complex; terminal bouton. Gene Ontology annotation, molecular function: syntaxin binding. NCBI's taxonomy places the organism in Eukaryota, Metazoa, Chordata, Actinopteri, Toxotidae. Gene Ontology annotation, biological process: synaptic vesicle exocytosis; regulation of neurotransmitter secretion; neurotransmitter transport. The coding region runs from base 232 to 633 and encodes 133 amino acids. The record is from RefSeq and is a predicted model, not a curated record. The transcript is spliced from 4 exons.
UGUCUGCAAACUGAGAGCCAGAGAGAGGCACAAUCCCUCCUAUCAGAGGCACAACUUGUGUGUUCUUUCACCCCGCUGAAGGCGAAAAAUAAAGGUGGUUGUAACACUGCGACGAGGCUUUUCUUUUUUUUUCUCCCCCCCGGAGAGGAUAAAGACUUGGAGGAGGAUCAAAACAAGGUCUGUCCCUGAUAACGUGACCAGUGAAGGAAGAGAACACAGAACUGCUUCAUCAUGAAUUUUGUAAUGAAAGCUGCGCUGGGAGGAGGACCUCCUGAUGUGGGCAAGAUGCUGGGAGGGGAGGAGAAGGAGGAGGACCCUGAUGCAGCGAAGAAAGAGGAGGAGAGACAGGAGGCGCUGAGGCAGCAGGAGGAGGAGAGGAAGGCCAAAUAUGCCAAGAUGGAGGCUGAGAGGGAACAGAUGAGGCAAGGCAUCAGGGAUAAGUAUGGCUUGAAAAAGCGCGAGGAGGCUGAGGCUGAGGCAGCAGCCGCCGUGGAGGAGCCUGCAGCCGGAAGCUUGACCCGACCCAAGAAGGCCGUGCCGGCCGGCUGUGGUGACGAGGAGGAAGAGGAAAGCAUCAUGGACACAGUGAUGAAAUACCUGCCAGGCCCACUGCAAGACAUGUUGAAGAAAUAGGUUGGCUAGCUAGCUAAUGCUAACAUUAUCUAGCUUAGUUCAUAGGCUACGUUCACAAAGUUGGCUUCAAUCAGGUUUUUUUUUUUUUUUUUUUUUUUACUAGCCACAUGUAAGCGCGUAAAAUGAAGUUAAAAUACGGUGUGGUCUUUAGGUGUUCGGACAAAUCAGAGUUUCAUGGUGGGGAAAUGAAUAAGAUGUGAACCAACAGUGUGAACUGUAGCCAUUAGACUAAGCUGGGCUGAUCCAACGGCCAGGUGAACGUUGGCUUGUCUGAUGUUAACGUUAGCUAUGUUACACUUAAGAAGCUAACAGCCAGGAGAGGGGCUAAAGACACAAAGUUAGAUGGUUUAGCCUUCUAGUCUGUGAAGUUUUAAACUCCCUUUUUCUCUCCUCUGUGGUAGCUGCAGAGCUCUCUCGCAGCACUGAAAAAUAAUCUCCUUGUCCACUACGCUGUUCACUCAAUUUGUACAUAAAGAAAUGACUACAUGAGAAGCCUCAAGGUGGGCAAACAAUCAUAAAAUAUUAUGUGAAAUUACUAUAUUAACUGCGUGUCUGUCUCUAAAAUUUAAAAAAAAAAAAGUGAUCACUUGAUAAGCCAUAUUUUAAAAAGGAAAUUUAAAGACUAUUGUUGUGUGCUCCUAAAGCUACUGUUUUGUGUUCGACCAUGUCUGAAAUUUAUGUAAAACUUUUUGCACACAGUGUUACACAUUCUCUGUAAAACCUAUUGUCGAUUUACCCAACACUCCUACAGUGCCCAACAUCGAAGUGUAAUAACAUUCAUGUAGCGUAGUGUUUAAAAAAUGUUUCUAUUCCCCUGUUCAGUGCGUGUCCUUCUUAUGUCUUGCAUGCCAUUUGUCUGGACCAGUCCGUUGUGUGAAUAUGUACAAACUCACCUCCCUGCCCCUUUUAUCCCCUUCUUUAUCAUGCAAAAAAAUAUUAAGGCAAUAACUCCUAAGUUUGAGUGUGUUUUCACUACCGUGUCGAUAUAGCCGUUAAUAAUAUCAGUAAUAAAAAAAAUUAUAUGUAUGCAUUCAGGAAAUUUAAUAUACAGGUUUGCAGGGUUUUCUUUUUUUGUUGAUUCUUUGUUUUGAUGAAGAAUGACCGUGUAGCCGCUCAUACAACAGCCAAACCUUAACCUUUCAGCCAUAAAACCAGAACUUACAGUAUAUAUACUAUUACUAUCAGGAUCUACUGCGUGGGAGAGAAUGCUGAAACUGUAUGAAUCAAUAAAAAUAUGUGUCAAAGAUUUUUAAGCUACAAUAAGCAGCAUUAACUAUUAAAGUGGACUACAAGUCUGGAUUUUGGAUCAUGUCAAGAUUCCUGAGAAAGAGACCACUUUCAAUCGGUACACUACAAACACACACACAUACACGGUGAAGUGAAUACAAAGUGUUUUAAAAGAUGGUAUGAUGAGAUGCUUGUCUCAUUUCUAGUUAUUGUUGUAGAGGUGACAAUGAGUCGCUGCGGGUGACGUGGAAUGCCAUGAGCAAUAAAGGAUUAUCAUGUAUA